GACAUUGACAUCAUUAUGUGGUUUCUAUUUUAGGUUAUGAAACCACACAAUCACCACACAAUUUAGUACAUGAGUACAUUCAAUAAACAUUGUAAAAAGCAAAACAAAUAAAAAAUGUCUUCGUCUUCGGAUAGUGAUUCGGAUACUGACUUAUCACAACCUUCUAGACUAGGUGACUGCGAGGUUUGUGGGUCUAAAGAAGCUAUUUACACAUGUCCAAAAUGCGAAGUAAAGACAUGCUGCCUCGAUUGUGUAAGGAUACACAAGAAAGAGCUUGAAUGUACCGGCGUGAGAGAUCGCACGAAGUUCAUUUACAUGAAAGAUUUUACUGAUACAGACUUGCUAAGCGAUUAUAGGUUAUUAGAAGAAUGCGCGCGAUUUGUUUACGCUGUGAAGAGAGACGAGAAAAAAAGAUUCACUAGGAUAGAUAAGGAUUUACCUAUACAUUUACACAAACUGAGAUUGGCAGCGAGACAGAGAGGAACCGUUCUACAAUUCCUUGCACAAAACUUUACAAGACACAAAAUAAAUACAACAAAAUACAUAUACAAAACAAAUCUGAUCAACUGGCGUGUUGAGUGGGUUUUCCCUAAUGUUGAAACCAAACCCCUGAAGUUUGUGGAUGAGAAGUGUGUAGAGAAAAAGAAACUGUCAGAACUGCUUGAUAAGUAUUUAAAUCCUGAUGCGCCAGCCUUCGAUGGUUCCAAGGAUUUGAUGUACUAUAAAUCUAUUGGGUUUAGUGGAGUCAAAGUUUUAUUGAAAGCUGAAAAACUGAAAGGUUCAGCCAAAAAGUUCUUUGAACUGGACACAACAGAAUCAUUGGCAGAAAACUUGUCAGGAAAAUGUAUUGUGGAGUUCCCCAUUAUAUUUGUUGUUCUCAAGGAUCAUGCUUACAAUUUUGAAAUUGUGACACCUGAUGAUGAAUUUGACUGUGGAAAAGACAAUAAAGAAAAGGAAGAUGUAAAAGAUAGGCAAGAAAAAAUAGAAAAUAUGAUAAAUUACAUUAAUAGAAAUGAAAACACCACAAAGUCUAACACAGCAGAUAAAAAUACCCUGAAUGGUGUAAAUACUUCAGAAAACAGAGAUGGAUAUCAGAGAAAAAGGCAGAAAACCUUACUAACAGAGAAGAUUGCUGAGGAAAAGAAAUUAGAGAUUGAAAAAGAAAUUAAAGAAGCUAAAAAGAAGAGACCUAAAAACCUGCUUUUCACAACUGGUUAUUCAUCAGAAGAGAGUAUUAGCUGUAGUGAAGAUGAAAAUGAGAAAUAAUUAUUGAAGAUAAAACUCAAAAAAAUGUUU
Molecule: messenger RNA, 1296 nt
Organism: Maniola jurtina (meadow brown)
Lineage: Eukaryota; Metazoa; Arthropoda; Insecta; Lepidoptera; Nymphalidae
Product: box C/D snoRNA protein 1
Exons: 5
Coding region: 115-1266 (383 amino acids)
Biological process (GO): box C/D snoRNP assembly; snoRNA localization; maturation of LSU-rRNA from tricistronic rRNA transcript (SSU-rRNA, 5.8S rRNA, LSU-rRNA)
Cellular component (GO): nucleus; pre-snoRNP complex
Source: RefSeq, a predicted model, not a curated record